GUUUUUCUUUUCUCUCUAUCGUCUCUUCUCUCUUAGUUUUGUCUUAAAAUGGCAUCAAAAGGAAAGAAACCAAUAAGAAGAACAACUACAAGAGGAAGAAAAGGAAUUAAGAACCCAUCUCCUCCAUGUAGUAUCAGUAGUGACGUCACUUCAACGUCGACGAUUCCAGCCAGUGGAUGUUGUACUCCGAUAUCUAAGAAGUCACGAAUACCGGAGAUGCUGACGUGUCCGCCGGCGCCAAAGAAGCAAAAGGUGGCUCAGAACUUUGCUUUGAGUAGGAGACAAAUCUCUUUCUUUGCUCCUCCAGAUGUAGAGCUUUUCUUUCUUUUCGCACAUGGUCAACAAAUCAAAAAAAUAAGUUAAGUUUAUAGUUAGGGCUUAGUGGAUGUUCUCAUGGUAUGAUCAAUCUCAAGCUUAUGGUUUGGUUCAAAUACAAUAAUUGAAGGUAUAUUAUAGGGAGUGUAGUGUGAUGUUUUGCUUCUUUUCUUUUUGACUUGCUUUUUUCGCUCUCUCUUUGGUAUUUUCUAGGUUCUGAUAAUUUUGAAUUUGUGGUAGGUUCUGAUAAUUAAUCGAACACCCUAUCUAUUUUUAAUUAGUUAUUUUGUAACUUUCAAAUUAUGUUUGCUGUAAUGGAAUGAUGCUUGCUAACA
Molecule: messenger RNA, 650 nt
Organism: Brassica rapa (field mustard)
Lineage: Eukaryota; Viridiplantae; Streptophyta; Magnoliopsida; Brassicales; Brassicaceae
Product: cyclin-dependent protein kinase inhibitor SMR9
Biological process (GO): regulation of DNA endoreduplication
Cellular component (GO): nucleus
Source: RefSeq, a predicted model, not a curated record